Mycena citricolor is the source of this 478-nucleotide messenger RNA. NCBI's taxonomy places the organism in Eukaryota, Fungi, Basidiomycota, Agaricomycetes, Agaricales, Mycenaceae. The record is from the annotation of a GenBank genome assembly.
CUGAGGUGACAUCCCUUUCGCCUCACUUCGCUUCUCGCCACACAACGCACAUCGAGUCACCGUGUGUGGGCUCAAGUUAUGGACUCUGGGCCCUGGACCUACACCUCAUCUGUUGGUUCGGUGUAGUCCACCUGGAUAUGGAUGGAUAGAUGAGAUGCCGCAUCGAGGCAGGGCCCCUCUUGGGCCGAAAAACCUAGCGGCGUCCGAUCAAGUAAUCCCACGGCUCGGUUGUGCCGCUUCGAGGCGCCUUCCGUUCGGGAAACAAUGCAACCGACAAGAUUGCCGAUGUGAAGGACGGAAAUGGGAAACACGCGGCAUGCGUGCGGCAUCAAGACUGGACCCACAGGAACAUAACUCUAAGCCUUGCGCUGCAGAGAACAAUGGCUCCGGGAACGUUUUGACAGGCGACAGCUGAGAAAUACAAUGUUCUAUUGUAUCAUUCUUUCCCUUCCGUCUUCAAUGUAUUGCUUGAUUCGCG